This is a messenger RNA of Lodderomyces beijingensis, 1356 nucleotides long. The record is from the annotation of a GenBank genome assembly. Lineage: Eukaryota; Fungi; Ascomycota; Pichiomycetes; Serinales; Debaryomycetaceae.
AUGUCAGGAGCAUCGGACUUUCUCAGUAAAGGAAUAGACUUGGUUCAAAAAGCCAUAGACGCAGACACCGCCACGAGGUACGAAGAAGCGUACAAACUAUACUACAAUGGGCUCGACUAUCUCAUGUUGGCAAUCAAAUAUGAAAAAAACCCCAAGUCUAAAGAACUAGUCAAGUCGAAAUUCACCGAGUACUUGACUCGGGCCGAGCAGCUCAAGGAACACUUGGAGAAACAGCAGGCCAAGUCCAACUCUGCCGAAAACUCCUCGAAUGGAUCAACCAAGGCUCGCAAAUCUGGCAGUGGCGACAACGAUGACGAUGCCGAUGCCGAUACCAAGAAGUUGCGAGGUGCGUUAGCGAGCGCGAUUCUCUCGGAAAAGCCCAAUGUCAACUGGUCCGAUAUAGCAGGUCUAGAUUCGGCAAAGGAGGCGCUUAAGGAGGCGGUCAUUUUACCGGUCAAGUUCCCGCAGUUGUUUGUGGGCAACAGGAAACCUACGUCGGGGAUCUUGCUUUAUGGACCGCCGGGUACCGGUAAAUCCUAUUUGGCAAAAGCCGUUGCGACGGAGGCCAACUCGACCUUUUUCAGCGUAUCUUCAUCCGAUUUAGUCUCGAAAUGGAUGGGUGAGUCGGAACGGUUGGUGAAGCAGCUAUUCACCAUGGCGAGGGAGAAUAAGCCCUCGAUUAUCUUUAUUGAUGAAGUCGACGCAUUGUGUGGGCCUCGUGGCGAAGGCGAAAGCGAGGCCUCUAGAAGAAUCAAGACCGAGUUGUUGGUGCAAAUGAAUGGCGUGGGCAAUGAUUCGCAGGGGGUCUUGGUGUUGGGGGCAACUAAUAUCCCCUGGCAGUUGGAUGCUGCGAUAAGACGAAGAUUUGAAAGAAGAAUAUACAUUGCUUUGCCUGAUGUCGAAGCCAGAUCGAGGAUGUUUGAAAUCAACAUUGGCGAAGUUCCCUGUGAGUGCACGCCUCAUGACUAUAGAACGUUGGCCGAGUUGACCGAUGGAUACUCGGGCCAUGAUAUCGCUGUUGUUGUGAGAGACGCUUUGAUGCAGCCAAUACGGAAAAUCCAGCAGGCAACGCAUUUCAAACCUGUGUUUGAUGAUGAUGAUGCUGAUGAUGAGGAUGCUGGUGUUGACGAUGGUGAGAAGAAGAAGAAGAAGGAGAAGUACACACCGUGCUCGCCUGGUGACGAGGGAGCUAGAGAGAUGAAUUGGAUGGACAUAGGCACUGACGAGUUGAAAGAGCCCCUGUUGACGAUCAAAGACUUUAUCAAGUCAAUCAAGAGCAAUAGGCCCACGGUUAACCUGUCUGAUAUCGAGAACCAUAUCAAGUUUACCGACGACUUUGGUCAAGAGGGAAACUGA